Messenger RNA from Ipomoea nil (Japanese morning glory), 4111 nucleotides. Its product is annotated as cellulose synthase A catalytic subunit 5 [UDP-forming]-like. The transcript has 14 exons. NCBI's taxonomy places the organism in Eukaryota, Viridiplantae, Streptophyta, Magnoliopsida, Solanales, Convolvulaceae. The record is from RefSeq and is a predicted model, not a curated record. The coding region runs from base 569 to 3808 and encodes 1079 amino acids. Gene Ontology annotation, biological process: cellulose biosynthetic process; plant-type primary cell wall biogenesis. Gene Ontology annotation, molecular function: cellulose synthase (UDP-forming) activity. Gene Ontology annotation, cellular component: trans-Golgi network; plasma membrane.
GCGUACUGCGCAGGCAGGGGGCAGGGGCACCUCAUCCCUUUUCUUGCUUUGUGCUUCUCUCGUACGCGUCCAUAUUUUCAUUUUCAUUUUUAUCAAUUUCACAUUGAUUUCCCACUCUCUCCAUUUUUAGAACCCUGGCUGGUCGGGCUCCUAUUCCAGCUGGAUUACAGUGCAUUCUUAGCUUGUAAGAAUGAAUGUAUAAACUGUUUAUGCAUCUCUCACCUCACCACUCUCUGCUUUUGGGAAUUCCUUCAAUUUUACUAUUAUCGCUCUGCGCCUGUCUGGGGGCAAUUAAUUUCUUUCUUCUUCUUCUUCUUCUUCUUCAUAUUUAGGUAUUUUGUUGUAUUGGGUUUUCCUUCAUUUCUUUUCUUGGUGUGUUUUUUUUUGCGAAUGUUGUUGGGGGUUGGGAGGUUACGCUGUGUGCUUAACCCCAAGAUUCAGUUUUUAGUGCUAAAGGCGUCUCAUUUUAGAGGGUUUUAUUGAUUCUUGGCGCGGAAAGGCGGCUGAAUCCCCUUUGAGGCCUGAUUUCGGUCGGAUAUACUGGUUUCCCAGCUUUGGUGUGGGAGAGAUGAAUACAGCAGGGAGACUUAUUGCUGGUUCUCACAAUAGGAAUGAGUUUGUGCUCAUUAAUGCCGAUGAAAUUGGAAGAAUAAAGUCGGUGCGAGAAUUAAGUGGCCAAAUAUGCCAGAUUUGCGGGGAUGAAAUUGAAAUUACUGUAGAUGGAGAGCUCUUUGUCGCAUGCAAUGAAUGUGCCUUCCCUGUUUGCAGACCUUGCUAUGAGUAUGAAAGAAGAGAGGGAAGUCAGGCCUGCCCCCAGUGUAAAACUAGAUAUAAGCGCAUUAAAGGUAGUCCUCGUGUUGUGGGUGAUGAUGAAGAGGACGGCAUUGAUGACCUAGAGCACGAGUUUGAUUAUGGUAUUAGUGAAGCUUUUGGCCCAACCCUACCUGCUGGGGUGAUUCAUUCUUCUAAUGAUUAUGCUGGUCAUCCCAGUUCAUCUCAAAGUUCCACAUUCACCCCUUCACUAGAAGUACCUCUCUUGACGUAUGGCGAAGUGGAUUCUGAAACCUCUUCUGAUCAGCAUGCUCUUAUAGUACCUUCUACUAAUGGUGAUCCAUCUGCUUCUUUGCAAUGUAGGCCAAUGGUCCCAGAGAAGGAUGCUGCAUUGUACGGCUAUGGAAGUGUGGCAUGGAAGGACCGCAUGGAAGAGUGGAAGAAAAAGCAGGGUGACAAGCUUCUGGCCAUCAAACAUCAUGGGAAUGGCGAUGGUGGUGGUUAUGAUGGAAAUGCACUUGAUGAUACUGACUUACCUAUGAUGGAUGAAGGAAGGCAGCCACUGUCCAGAAAGUUACCCAUUGCUUCAAGCAAAAUAAGCCCAUACAGGAUUCUAAUUAUUAUGCGCCUCAUUAUUCUAGGCUUCUUUUUCCAUUAUAGGGUUCUUCAUCCAGUUUCUGAUGCAUAUGGCCUAUGGUUGACAUCAGUUAUUUGCGAGAUAUGGUUUGCAGUAUCAUGGGUUCUCGAUCAAUUCCCAAAAUGGUACCCUAUUGUGCGAGAAACAUACCUUGAUCGACUAUCACUUAGGUAUGAGAAAGAAGGAAGGCCAUCUGAACUGGCCCCUGUCGACAUUUUUGUCAGCACAGUUGAUCCCAUGAAAGAGCCUCCGUUAAUCACUGCAAAUACUGUCCUAUCCAUUCUGGCAGUGGACUAUCCGGUUGACAAAGUGUCGUGCUAUGUGUCAGAUGAUGGUGCUGCCAUGCUUACAUUUGAAGCCCUUUCUGAGACAUCUGAAUUUGCUAGGAAAUGGGUCCCCUUCUGCAAAAAAUAUAAUAUUGAACCACGAGCUCCAGAAUGGUAUUUUUCCCAGAAAAUGGACUAUCUGAAAAAUAAAGUUAAUCCCGCCUUUGUCAAGGAGCGACGCGCAAUGAAGAGAGAAUAUGAAGAAUUUAAAGUUCGGAUAAAUGGUUUGGUUGCAAUGGCACAAAAAGUUCCUGAAGAUGGUUGGACGAUGCAGGAUGGCACUCCUUGGCCUGGAAACGAUGUCAGAGACCAUCCCGGUAUGAUCCAGGUAUUUCUUGGCGAAGAUGGUGUUCGAGAUAUUGCAGGAAAUGAGUUACCUCGAUUGGUUUAUGUUUCUCGUGAAAAGAGACCCGGGUUCAAUCACCAUAAAAAAGCAGGAGCCAUGAAUGCUUUGGUGCGAGUUUCCGCGGUCAUCUCAAAUGCUCCUUACCUUCUGAACGUUGAUUGCGAUCACUAUAUCAACAAUAGCAAGGCAUUGAGGGAAGCUAUGUGUUUCUUUAUGGAUCCCACUUCAGGAAAGAAAAUCUGCUAUGUGCAGUUUCCGCAAAGGUUUGAUGGGAUUGAUCGUCAUGACAGAUACUCAAACAGAAAUGUUGUAUUCUUUGAUAUUAACAUGAAAGGUUUAGACGGUUUACAAGGACCCAUAUAUGUUGGAACUGGGUGUGUAUUCAGCCGGCAAGCCCUUUAUGGAUAUGAUGCCCCGGCAAAGAAAAAGAAAGCCAAUAAGACUUGCAAUUGUUGGCCAAAAUUGUUCUGCUGCUGCUGUUGUGGACCCCGAAAGAACAGUAAAGGAAAAACCAAGAAAGAGAGGAAAAAGAAGCCAAAACACAGGGAUACAUCGAAGCAAGUCUAUGCACUUGAAACCAUUGAAGAAGGAAUUGAAGAGAUGAAUGCUGAUCCCUCUCGGGCUAUACAAACAAAGCUGGAGAAGAAGUUUGGGCAAUCUCCUGUUUUUAUAGCCUCGACACUUGUAGAAACGGGAGGUGUUCCAAAGGAUGCUGGGACCGCAUCUCUAUUAAAAGAAGCCAUCCAUGUAAUUAGCUGCGGGUACGAGGAUAAAAGUGAAUGGGGAAAGGAGGUUGGCUGGAUAUAUGGAUCUGUUACAGAAGAUAUAUUGACAGGGUUCAAGAUGCAUUGUCAUGGUUGGCGGUCUGUGUACUGCAUUCCUAAGAGACCCGCAUUCAAGGGUUCUGCUCCCAUCAAUCUCUCGGACCGUCUCCACCAGGUUCUCAGGUGGGCUCUGGGAUCCGUUGAGAUUUUUAUGAGCAAGCAUUGCCCCAUUUGGUACGGCUAUGGGGGUGGCUUGAAGGGAUUGGAAAGGCUUUCCUACAUUAACUCGGUUAUAUAUCCUUUCACCUCCAUUCCCUUGCUUGUGUACUGCUCCUUACCUGCUAUCUGCCUCCUGACCGGGAAAUUUAUCGUUCCUGAGAUAAGUAACUACGCCAGCAUUGUUUUCAUGGCUAUGUUCAUCUCCAUUGCUGCCACUGGUAUCCUUGAAAUGCAAUGGGGAGGCGUUGGAAUAGAUGAUUGGUGGAGAAACGAGCAGUUCUGGGUUAUUGGAGGCGUUUCCUCGCACCUUUUUGCUCUCUUCCAAGGUCUACUCAAGGUUUUGGCUGGCGUUGACACAAAUUUCACCGUCACAUCAAAAGGAGGCGACGAUGGGGAGUAUUCUGAGCUCUACCUCUUUAAGUGGACAUCACUGCUAAUACCCCCAACCACGUUACUUGUAAUAAACGUAAUUGGGGUUGUGGUAGGUAUCUCGAAUGCCAUCAACAACGGCUAUGAUUCCUGGGGUCCAUUGUUUGGCAGACUAUUCUUCGCCUUCUGGGUCAUCGUCCAUCUCUAUCCGUUCCUCAAAGGUUUGAUGGGAAAGCAAGACAGGACUCCAACCAUUGUUAUCGUAUGGUCAAUACUGCUGGCUUCAAUAUUGACGCUGCUGUGGGUAAGAGUGAAUCCAUUCGUGUCGAGAGAUGGCCCUGUUCUGGAAAUCUGCGGAUUGAAUUGUGACGGAUGAUGAAACCCAAAAAACUUUUUAACUUUUGUUGUUGCUCUCAAAGAGAUGUACCCAAUGCAGAAUAAGUAGAGUUGGGGAUGUGUAGAUAAGGCAGUGGGAGUUCACAGAUUCAUAUUUUUCUAAAGGUUAUUCCAUUUAUUCUUUAUGUUGAAAUGCCAGUCUGGAAGGUUUUGUUACUUCUUUGGAGUGUUUGUAUUUGAGAGAGAAUGGUAAAGGGUUUAUAGUAUUAGCUUAAAUUUAUGCCCAAUAUUUUAAGGUUUUGAAAUGUACAUUUUUCCCUAUAAGAGUUUCAUUUUUUUUUUU